This is a messenger RNA of Oryctolagus cuniculus (rabbit), 2946 nucleotides long. NCBI's taxonomy places the organism in Eukaryota, Metazoa, Chordata, Mammalia, Lagomorpha, Leporidae. The record is from RefSeq and is a predicted model, not a curated record.
UCCGCGUCGCUGCCCAGCGGCGGGAGCGGCUGCGAGGUCCCGGGUGUCGGCGGGGGCGGAACGAGGGGCCGGAGUCAGGGCAGGGGCCUGGCCCGAGACGACGGGCCCUGCGUCCUCGUGAGGUGAGAGCGCGGCGACUGCGGGCCGGGGUGCGCCGUAGCCCGUAACUCUGCGCAUCUGGGCGAGCCGCCCCCGACCCGCGACCCCCGCUCCUGACCGUCACUCCCUUGACCCGACCCCACCUCGACCCGGCAGAGGGACACGACGUCCACUCCAGCCAGCGCCGCUCAUCCUGGUCGACUCAGCCCGGGACGCUUACCUUGCUCCCUGGGAGCUUGAGAUGGACGGGACGGAAGGCAGUGGCGGGCAGCCCGGCCCCGCGGAGCGGUCCCACCGCAGCAGCGUGUCGUCUGUGGGCGCCCGAGCGGCGGACGUGCUGGUGUACCUGGCGGAUGACAGCGUGGUGCCCCUGGCGGUGGAGAACCUGCCCGCGCUCAGCGCCCAGGAGCUGCACCGCGCGGUCCGCGAGGUGCUGCAACUCCCUGACGUCGCCCUGGAGGCCUUUGCACUCUGGCUCGUCUCCCCUCUGCUGGAGGUGCAGCUGAAGCCCAAGCACCAGCCCUACAAGUUGGGCCGCCAGUGGCCGGAACUGCUGCUGCGCUUCACCGACGCGCCGGACGACGACGUGGCCAUGGAUGAGCCCUCCCUCCAGUUCCGAAGGAACGUGUUUUUCCCAAAGCGGCGGGAGCUCCAGAUCCAGGAUGAGGAGGUCCUGCGGCUGCUCUACGAGGAGGCCAAGGGCAACGUGCUGACCGCGCGGUACCCAUGCGACCCGGAGGACUGCGAGGCACUGGGCGCCCUGGUGUGCCGCGUGCAGCUUGGGCCCUACCAGCCCGGCCAGCCUGCGGCCUGCGCCUUGAGGGAGAAGCUGGACUCCUUCCUCCCUGCCCACCUCUGCAAGCGGGGCCACGGUCUCUUUGCUGCUCUCCGGGGCCGUGGGGCCAAGGCUGCGACGGGCGAGCAGGGCCUGCUGGAUGCCUACCGCCAGGUGAAGGAAGCCGUGGGCAGUGAGCGCGAGGCCACCCUGGGCACCCACUACCGUGCCUACGUCCUCCGGUGCCACGAGCUACCCUUCUACGGGUGUGCCUUCUUCCACGGCGAGAUCGACAAGCCGGCCCAGGGCUUCCUGCACCGGGGCGGGCGCAAGCCGGUGACCGUGGCCAUCAGUCUGGAGGGCGUGCACGUCAUCGACCACAGGGAGAAGCACGUCCUGCUGGGCCUGCGCUUCCAGGAGCUGUCGUGGGACCACACCUCCCCUGAGGAGGAGGAGCCCGUCCUCUGGCUGGAGUUUGACGGCGACAGCGAGGGCACGCCCGUCAACAGGCUGCUCAGGAUCUACUCCAAGCAGGCCGAGCUCAUGAGCAGCCUCAUUGAGUACUGCAUCGAGCUGAACCAGGCCGCGGAGCCCACCGCCCCCCAGGAGAGCGCGCCUGGUCCCCGCUCGGCCCCCAGCCCCUCGCAGCCGCCCGCCCAGCGGCCCAAGCUGCGGAGGCAGGGCAGCGUGGUGUGCAGCCGGAUCCAGCAUCUGUCCACCAUCGACUACGUGGAAGACGGCAAGGGGAUCAAGCGGGUGAAGCCGAAGCGGACCACGUCCUUCUUCAGCCGCCAGCUGUCCAUGGGCCAGGGGAGCUACACCGUGGUGCAGCCCACAGACGGCGUGGAGCAGGACUGAGCCCAAGCAUGGGGCGGGGGGAGGCCUCGGCCCCCGCCCCCACCCUCCUCCCUGGGGGCUCCAGGCCACGGAGAUGGGACGGCGCCUGGGCCUCCCAGGGUCGCCCUGGACGCAGGGCCCCGCUGCUGUCUCAGGGCCUGCGCUGGCCACAGUGACUUCCCAGAGGUGAGCCCGUCUCCAGGAGGCGGAGGCCCUGCGUGAGGGGCUGCUCCCGCGGCCUGCAGUGCCCUGCACUUGGGUGACCGCAGACUGAGCCGCGGCAGAACACGAGGGGAGGGCCCUGCCUCGCCCGCCGAACUGGGGACUGGAUGGGCGGGCAGGGCUGGCCCACACGCAGUGCCUUCUUGUUGGCCACCGGGAGGUGGCUAUCCCGUGACCCCACUGCAGCAUACACUGAAUUGCUCCCCGGGCCCUGGUGGUCCCACCUCAGCAGACCCGCGGCCUGCCCUUUGCUCCCAGUGUCCUGGGUCCCGGGGUCUAGCUGGGGGCCUGUCUCAUCUGCGUGGGCUCAGUGAAGCCAUGAGCUCAGGCCACCACUGUCCCUCAGUGUCAGUGAGAUGGUGACCCCAGGGCCAGCCCCCGACGAGGUGGUCUCUGAGGAACGUCAGAAGGAGGCGUGGGUGUGGCCGCUCCUCCCCCCCCCCCCGCCCGGCCUUCUCGUGCCUUCCCAGACGAGCCCGUGGGGGGCCGCAGCUCUGACCUGUCUGACCCGUGCUUCCUGGGCAGGCCCGGGGGCUCAGGGCUGGGCUCUGCCUUCCCCGCCCAGCGGUGCCCACGGGAGGAAAGGGUGCUGUUGGGAGAACCCGUCCACCCCCGCCCGCCCCCCCACGGCAGGGACUGGGGGGUUCGUCAGAGUGACCGGGUGGACAGGGGAGACCUCCAGGAGCGGCGGGGCUGCAGGGCGGCGUCAGGACACGUCCUGUGUCCCCUCGUGCAGCCCGGCCUGUGCCCGGGACUCCAGUCAGGCACUGUUGAUUCCAGGUGACUGUUACCUGAUGGGCACGCGGGGUGUGCAUAUGUGUGUGCGUGUGCGUGUGCGUGCGCAGUUUCCUGUUUGUGUUCUGCAGCUUUUCUCGUGUUUUCUCAGCGUUCACUGUGCCUUAACCUCCUCUGCCUGCCCUUUGGGACAAAGCAGGGGUUCGCCGAGUGCCCCAUGAAUGUUCUCUUCUUUUGUAUCAUGUGACUUGUUAAUAAUAAAACUCGUUCCCAGCGAA